Messenger RNA from Symbiodinium sp. CCMP2456, 2036 nucleotides. NCBI's taxonomy places the organism in Eukaryota, Dinophyceae, Suessiales, Symbiodiniaceae. The record is from the annotation of a GenBank genome assembly.
GCUGGAGCUACGCUGACACCGGUUCGCAGCCGCCCCCCAGCGCCACCCCGACAAAGUCGCAGACGUUGAAGGGCACGCCGGCGAAGUCGCCGGAGCCCAUGUCAGUGGAGAAGCUGCGCGAGACUUCGGCUUGGCAGCACUCCAACUGGGCCCGGGAACCUUGGUCUUGGUCUGGUGGCUGGGCUGAUUCGUCUUGGGCCUGGGGAAACACUUGGUGGGCCCAGGGCUAUGUCGGGAGUGGCUCAUGGUAUGGUCAUGACGCAUGGGGCCGUGGUUGGAGCGAUGAUUCCCUCAUGGCGGGGUCGGAAGCAAGCCCGGGUGAGACUUCUGAUCCUGCUGGGGAUGUGAAGUCGCUUUUGAAGCGGCCUGUGACGACAGAAAGCCAUCUGGGCCACGUGGAAGAGGAGGCUGAUGCCUGGGCCAAGAAGCAGCAUGACCUGGAGGAGCUGCUGGAGAAGGCCACACCGGAGCUUCGGAACUUGGACACCCAGUCCACUCUGCCGCUUCCGGGUCGAAGCAGCAGUGAGCUGCUUCUGGAUGAGGACCGACACUCAGCAGCAGACAUCCUUGGAUCCGAUGCCGGAGGCAGCGCUUCCGCCGAGUACACAGCUGUCGGAGGUCCCGAGUGCAACAGCAGCGAUUCCGCCGAGUACACAGCCGUCGGAGGUCCCGAGUGCAGCAGCGAUUCCGCCGAGUACACAGCCAGAUCAGGUCCCGAGUGCAGCAGCGAUUCCGCCGAGUACACAGCCGGAUCAGGUCCCGAGUGCAACAGCGAUUCCGCCGAGUACACAGCCGGAUCAGGUCCCGAGUGCAGCAGCGAUUCCGCCGAGUACACAGCCGGAUCAGGUCCCGAGUGCAACAGCUUUUCCGCCGAGUACACAGCCGGAUCAGGUCCCGAGUGCAACAGCAACGAUUCCGCCGAGUACACAGCCAAAGGUCCCGAGUGCAACACCAGCGAUUCCGCCGAGUACACAGCCAAAGGUCCCGAGUGCAACACCAGCGAUUCCGCCGAGUACACAGCCGUUGGAGGGUGCCACUCCAAGUCCGGGGUCCGACAGGAUGUGGAGAUGCGACAAGUAUGGCCAGCCGUUGGGUGCUGGAGCUUUGUAUUCCAGAUUCUACAGAUCGAUCAGGAGCAGGUUCCCCAGACAGGUUCCAAUGCGCCGGAUGCUGUCAAAGACGAGUUCCAGAAAGCAAACAAGAGCUUGAACCGGACCCAGAAGUUCCACGACAUGUGGAUCCAGUUUAUCUCUUGCAAGGGACGCUGGCAUGACAGCACACUUGUGCUGAGUGUCAGGAAGAGCAAAGAGAAGACAAAGGACGUCGUUUACAUGUACAAGACGUACAAGACCUUAGUGUCUGAACUUGGACAAGAGCUGGCUGACGACCUGGUUAAGCGAGCCCGCGAAGCAGACCCUACAUACAGCGGCAAGUCUUGCCGUCUUCACCCUCAAUUUCCAAAGCGCGAGGAAAUGCAGCUCUACAAAUCCUUCGCCUACAUCAAGGACAAGACGCGUGACAAGAAGUCGCAGAGUGCCGAGAUUGAGCAGCGGGGAGACAAUAUUGACGAGGAUGAUCUCGCCAAUGCAAUGGAGGAUGCUUUGCCGAGCGGCGAUGAUGAACCGAUGGCAGGCAUUGAGACGAAGCCCAAGAAGGACCCCAAGCCCAAAAAGGACAGAACGUGGCGACAGCUCGGAGAUGCUGCGGACAAGAAGGCGAACAAAGACUUGAUCGAUUACCAGGGCUUCGAGAAGGUGAUGACUUCGGCCAAGAUGGCCGCCAACAUGAAGAAGGCCAUCCUGGAUGACAUCCGGCCUGCCCACGCAGAUCUGCAGAAGUGCAAGAAUCUUGUGGCCCAGGGACUUGGAAAAAAACUAUCGGAGCAGGAGAUGAAGCCUCUUGUGGAGGCCCUUCAAGCAGCCUUGGAAGAUUUCAAGAUUGUUUCCGAGCCGGUCAGAACAGCGGAGCGCAAGAGCAACAAGGAUGCGAACCCCAAGCCGAGUGCAAAGUCGAAGGGUGCUGCCAAGAAGAAGUAA